Messenger RNA from Oreochromis aureus, 504 nucleotides. Its product is annotated as NLR family CARD domain-containing protein 3-like. The record is from RefSeq and is a predicted model, not a curated record. Lineage: Eukaryota; Metazoa; Chordata; Actinopteri; Cichliformes; Cichlidae. The transcript has 2 exons. Bases 27 to 491 code for a protein of 154 amino acids.
CUCUGGAUGAUUUCCUUGAGAGAAUCAUGCAGAAAUCCCUCGAGAGUAAAAAUGGCCACCUGGACCUGUUUGUUCGCUUCCUUCAUGGCCUCUGUCUGGAGUCCAACCAGAGACUCUUAGUAGGUCUGCUGGGUCAGACAGAGAUCAGUCCAGAAACCAUCCAGAAAGUCACCAAGAACCUGAGGAAAGUGAACAGUGAUAAAAUCUCUCCUGACAGAAGCAUCAACAUCUUCCACUGUCUGAUGGAGAUGAACGACCUCUCAUUAUUUCAGGAGAUCCAAGAGUUCCUGAAGUCUGAGAACAGAUCAGAGGAGGAACUCUCUGAGAUCCAGUGCUCAGCUCUGGCCUUCAUGCUGCAGAUGUCAGAGGAGGUUCUGGAUGAGUUUGACCUGCAGAAGUACAACACAUCAGAGCGGGGACGACAGAGACUGAUUCCAGCUGUGAGGAACUGCAGAAAGGCUCGAUUAAAGCCAAACAAAGAUUCUCAUUAAAAGUCUGCAGGUC